Molecule: messenger RNA, 4316 nt
Organism: Acanthopagrus latus (yellowfin seabream)
Lineage: Eukaryota; Metazoa; Chordata; Actinopteri; Spariformes; Sparidae
Gene: ppp1r14bb
Product: protein phosphatase 1, regulatory (inhibitor) subunit 14Bb
Exons: 4
Coding region: 657-1043 (128 amino acids)
Biological process (GO): regulation of phosphorylation; innate immune response
Cellular component (GO): cytoplasm
Molecular function (GO): protein serine/threonine phosphatase inhibitor activity
Source: RefSeq, a predicted model, not a curated record
GUCUCUGAAUCUUUUUGGGAGUGUGGAUGUGGCGGACCCUGCCACCCUCCUGGGGAGUUCUGGGACCUUAAAGAGAGUCACAGAAGUUGGUCACGGCUGUUAGGAACAAUGCGUGACUGUGGUGACGUCACAUGUGGCCUGAAAGGAGAAAAGACGGGUCGGAACCAACAUUCGUGUCCCUCUUUUUCUUCUCCUCGCCUCCCCGCCGCGCUACGUCGGGUGCGCUCGGGUCCACUCGGGAGCGCGCACGCAUCUCUGCGGGGCGCGAGCAGCGACGUGUGAUUCUCUUUGUACUGAGCAGAGUUGGACCGGCUCCUCUCCGAGCUCUGCUGGGCUGCUCUACACAGAAGCUCAGUCUCGUGCUGUUAAUAGCUCAGUAAGCCGGUUACUCUUCUCCACUCGGUCCAUUUUGUUCCGUGGACGCGGACAAAUGUUCCUGUGAGGUUCUAUUGGACCACAGAAGCAUCAGGUCCUCCGGGAGCAGCUCAACACGCACGUUUACCAGCCGGGAUUUCUUCUUCCUCUUCUUCUUCUUUUGGUGCUGGUUCUGGUUCUGGUUCCAGCUCGGGAAGCUCUCGGCCGCACUUCUACACCUCCGGGUGGGAUUCUUUGUGUGUGUGUGUGUGUGUGUGUGUGUGUCCUGAAGAGAGCGAGCCAUGGCCGCUGUAACGAGCCCGGAGACGAGCCCUCAGCCGCGGGUGUAUUUCCAGACGCCGGCCGGCACCACGGAGGAGCCCGAGACUCCGGUUCGGAAGCAGGGACGCGUCACCGUCAAAUACGACCGCAAGGAGCUGAGGAAGAGACUGAACCUGGAGGAGUGGAUCAUCGACCAGCUCACGGACCUCUACGACUGCGAGGAGGAGGCCAUCCCCGAGCUGGAGAUCGACGUGGAUGAGCUGCUGGACAUGCCCAGUGACGUAGAGCGGGCCGCCAGGGUCAAGGACUUGCUGGUUGACUGCUUCAAACCCACUGAGGACUUCGUCUCAGAGCUGCUCGACAAGAUCCGAGGGAUGCAGAAGCUCUCCACGCCUCAGAAGAAAUGAUGGCGCCCCUCCGCCACCUCGGCCUUCGUCCUCCACCUCAGCCCUCACCUGUCGUCUUCCUCCCACUCUCCUUCCUUUGUAUUUUGACGAAACGACCUCACCUCGUUUCCUCUCAUUGUUAGGCCCCACCUCCUCUCCGCCACAUCGUUAGGCCCCACCUCUUCUCCGUCUCAUCGUUAGGCUCCACCUCCUCUCCGCCACAUCGUUAGGCCCCACCUCUUCUCUGUCACAUCAUUAGGCUCCACCUCUUCUACGUCUCGUCAUUAGGCUCCACCUCUUCUCCGUCACAUGAUUAGGCUCCACCUCUUCUCCGUCUCAUCGUUAGGCUCCACCUCUUCUACGUCUCGUCAUUAGGCUCCACCUCUUCUCUGUCACAUCAUUAGGCUCCACCUCUUCUCCGUCUCAUCGUUAGGCUCCACCUCUUCUACGUCUCGUCAUUAGGCUCCACCUCUUCUCCGUCUCAUCGUUAGGCUCCACCUCUUCUCCGUCUCAUCGUUAGGCUCCACCUCUUCUCCAUCUCGUUGCCUGGGUCCAGCCCGUAAAUCGCUUCCAUUUUUUUCUCCAUUUCUCUGACCUUGCCUUGUUGUUGUUUGUUGGACCUCCUCCUGAAAAAGUAAAGCGAAAACAGCAACAAGCGAUUCAUUGGUCUCGAUCCAGGCGCUCUCCUUCCUUCCUUCCUUCCUUCCUUCCUUCCUUCCUUCUCUCUUUAUCUCCACUACUCCUCCUCCUCCUUCACCCUUUUGUUCGGCUCCAGCCCUCUUCCCUCACAUCAACCCUCCAUCUGUCUGAGGAGGAAGAGACGAGACGCGGCCGCAUAAUUACAGCCGAGGAAAAGCCGGCGGCGGCCAAGAAAAGAGUGGAAAGAAGAGGCAGCCAAUCAGCUUGAAGCAGGGCCUAAUUAUUGCUUAUGUCUCAACCAAUGAGACUCCUUAUUUCGUUAUUUGUAAGGGGUUUAAACUUGUCAGCACCCGGCUACCCUCCAUGACUCUUUUGAUAUUUCCUAGCUCAGUUUGAGGGCGUGGUGAAAUCACCUGACUGUAGUUUUUUAAUGUUUUAUUGGGUCCGUCAGUCUUUACAGUCAUUAUCUCCCUGUUAAUCAGAGGCAUUUGCUACAGUGGUGCGUUUAAAGACUGACGUUUUCUUCUUCUCUUGUUUAUUUUUCACGUGUGUAUCUGUUGAAAACUCUGCACUGUCUCAUUUCGGGAAGAGAAACCUCUGAACCUCUGACCACAAAGGAAAAAAAAAAGUCUGGUGUUUAUUUUCAGUCCAACAAAAAGGAAAAUUUGAUGGAGGGUUAAAAAUAGUCACUGGCUGGCUGCGGUGGCCACUUUCAGAAUAAAAGUCUUCCCCUGGAGGCGAGAGCAGAAGGAGGUUCUCUUUAGAAGAAGAGAGUUUUUCUUUCCUGAAUGCGGUGCAGUCGUCAGAGGCUCGUAGAGGCCGACAUACAGUGUGUACGUCUGUGUGUUGCUAAAUGCUACGUGUGUGUGUGUGUGUGUGUGUGUGUGUGUUGCUACAUAAUGUACAGCAACAUUCAUAGUAGGAGUGUGUUUCUCUGGCCUGUAUAUUCUGCUGUUCUGUACGACGGAUUAGAUUUUUAGUAUAGGACUGGUUCCUGUUUUGGGUAUUUUUAAAAAUUUAUUUUAGUUUUAUUUUAUUCUGGAUGCAUUUUGUCACACACACACUGACAGUCCGACAGGGGGACCCAGAACUAAGCUGCCUUGUUUGUUUUAUUUUGUUUUUCUUUCUCUCUCUCUCUCUCUCACCUCCCUCCUCCGUCUCUUCUUUACUGUCCCUCCUCUCAUCAUGUAGUCCAACAUGUCAGCUCAGAGCUGUCACACGAACAUGGAAACUCUGGAGACUUUGUACUGUCCUCCGCCUGUCAGCAGACCCACCAAUGAGACGUCUCAGAGGGAGGCAGGCAGGGACGCCUCUGUCUCACUGCAUUCACCUUCUCUCUCUCUCUCUCUCUCUCUCAAUCACACACUGGCGACCCUCAGGCGGAGGAGACGGAAACACAUCAGCAAACACAGCUGCCUCUCACACAGAUAUGCACACACACACACACACACACAGCGCUGACAGACAAACAGGUCCAUCGCUGUCACACGCUGCCAAUCAUCUCCAAGAAUAAGACAUCUGUUUAUAAUCCCGAGCCAGUCAGAUUGGAGACCCAUCAGCCAAUUGGAGAAGGUUUAAUGCUUUGCAGUGAUUCCUGCAGCCAAUAGCAAACACCUGCGGCGACAGCAGACCUCCACUGUCUGUCUCAGCGCCAAAACACACACACACACACACACACACACACACACACACACACACACACACACUGGCCCAUUUUAAUCUUGCUGCUCUGUCAUUUCUCCCUGGCAUCCCCUCCUUCCUCCUCCUCCUCCUCUUCCUCCUCCUCCUCCUCUUCCUCCUUCCUCCUCCUCUUCCUCCUCCUCCCUCCUCCUCCUCCCAGCCACUCUCAUCCUUCUGUCCUCCCUCCCUCUCUCCUUUCUUCAAUUUCCUUUUUUUUGUUUUUAAACAGAUGUUGCCUUAGGUAUUAUUUAUGUUACACAAACCAAAUAAACGGGAGACAUUCAUUUUUAAAAGCAGAACUGCGGCACGUGGAGAAUCUUGGAUCUUCUGUCGCUCCUUUUUUUUCCUAUAUAUAUUUUUUUUGAAGAAUGAUGAGAUUCUGUUGUUUUUUUUAGAAGUGAGUGUUUAAUACUUAGGCCUUGAUACAGUGAUUUUGUUUAGAUAAAACAAUGUUCUUUACAUUUACCAUUUGAAUACUGCUCUGUUUUUAUUGUGAUCAUGACACUUCGUGAUGCCGGGCCUUGGAUUAAGACGUAGUUGAACAAAAAGUCCAUUCAGAUCCAUUUGGUGCGAUUGCUUUUGCCUUUCUUUGUGCGGUUUCCAAAUCAAGCGCGGUCUGCAUUUUUUGGAGACGUCCGAUUGGCCGGAUCGCACCAGAAAAGCUCGAUUAGUAGCUGAAUUUGAGUGGAUUUUCUUUUCUAAAUCCAGGUUUGGAUUAUACCUUCUUAGACUGUUAUUGACAAGUCUGUUUUUUUACUGUUGGGGAAAAUUGCAAAAAAAAAAAAUAUAUAUACUGAUUAUUAUCAUUGAGGCUAAAUACAAGAGCUAAACCAUGCGGCUGGAGGAGUGGAAGUGUUUUUUGGACAAUGAUUGGAUCAAACCAACAAACAAAUGUAGCAAUAUCAACAACAGGUCUUGUUUUUGCCCAAUUUUGUUACACUUUUAUGCAACUUUAAUAAAAACAUGUGAAAUGGA